AUUACUUCUUGCAGAUUGGUGCAAACAAUGGACUACUCUAUAAUAGUAUUUGAUACAGCUCCCACUGGUCAUACUCUCCGGCUGUUGCAAUGUCCUUCAACAUUGGAAAAGGGUCUUGGGCAGUUGAUGAGCUUAAAGAAUAAAUUUGGCGGGAUGUUAGGUCAGAUGACUCGUCUCUUUGGCGUGGGUGAUGAGUUUGGUGAGGAUGCAAUUCUUGGAAGGAUUGAGGGCAUGAAGGAUAUAAUUCAACAAGUGAACAAACAAUUUAGGGAUCCAGAUUUGACAACUUUUGUCUGUAUAUGCAUUCCGGAGUUUCUCUCUCUAUAUGAAACAGAAAGACUGGUGCAAGAACUCAGUAAAUUUGAGAUAGAUACACAUAAUAUUAUCAUCAAUCAAGUACUUUUUGAUGACGAAGUUGUUGAGUCGAAGCUGCUAAAUGCUAGAAUGAAGAUGCAACAGAAGUACCUCGAUCAAUUCUACAUGUUAUAUGAUGACUUCCAUAUUACUAAGUUGCCAUUGCUGCCAGAAGAGGUCUGUGGUGUUGAUGCUCUGAAAGAUUUCUCUCGCAAUUUUUUAUCAGCAUACAAACCUGCCGUUACUAGAGGCACUAUCGAAGAGCUGGAAGGGAGAGUAUCAACACUAGCACAACAGUUGAAAGACGCUGAAGCAGAACUAGAAAAACUAAAGAAAGGGUAACAAUAGGAAUAAUUUCAAGGAGAGUCUCGUCAAUCUUUCUAUGGGCCAAUGA
Molecule: messenger RNA, 748 nt
Organism: Daucus carota subsp. sativus
Lineage: Eukaryota; Viridiplantae; Streptophyta; Magnoliopsida; Apiales; Apiaceae
Product: ATPase GET3A-like
Exons: 5
Biological process (GO): post-translational protein targeting to endoplasmic reticulum membrane
Cellular component (GO): GET complex
Molecular function (GO): ATP hydrolysis activity; ATP binding
Source: RefSeq, a predicted model, not a curated record